Phycomyces blakesleeanus NRRL 1555(-) is the source of this 919-nucleotide messenger RNA. RefSeq lists its product as hypothetical. Lineage: Eukaryota; Fungi; Mucoromycota; Mucoromycetes; Mucorales; Phycomycetaceae. The record is from RefSeq and is a predicted model, not a curated record. The transcript is spliced from 3 exons. The coding region runs from base 1 to 891 and encodes 296 amino acids.
AUGGAUGGGAGCCUGACUAUCUCAAAGGAUUUUACGAGCGAAUUAAAGCAUGGUCUUCAUCAAGACAUGGGCGCGAUGGGGAAAAAACGGAAGGCAAGCGAAAAAGAAGAGGUAGUUCAAGGCAUUCGGAUAGCUACCGCAGACGCUCAAGAAGAUAUCCAGACGAACGAAGUCCAAGUAGAGGAAGAAGUCCGAAUAAAUACAAAGGAAAUCUUGAAAAGAGAAGGCACCAAUAUCGGUCAUCGAGUCGUAGUCACAGUCGUGGUAGAUCUUCUAGCGGAAGUCGUGGCCGAGGUCGUAGCCAUAGUAACAGUCGUAGCCGAAGCCGUAGCCACAGCAGAUCUUCCAGGGGAAGUCGCAGCCGAAGCCACAGCCGUAGCCGCAGUAACAGCAGCCGUAGCCGUAGCCGUAGCCGUAGCAGUCGUAGUCGCAGUCGUAGUCUUAGUCGCAGUCGAAGCCAUAGUCGCAGUCGUAGCCGUAGCCGUAGUCAGAGCCGUAGCAGAAGUCAUAGCCGUAGUCGAGCGGGCAGGUCCUACUCAAGUAGACGCUCAGUGUCUCCAGUGGGAUUCAGGAAACUUCAACCACAUUCGGAUUCUAAAAGAUUCAAUCGUCAUUCACCCCCACCGUUCCACGGUUCGAUGGAAAAGAAAGCAAGUGAGGGGUGGGGGGUACCACAUCGAUUCCAACCUGCAGAAGAAAAGCCAGUUUGGAAAAAUCACGGAUCUGAUCGGGAUGGGCGACACAAGCAAACUAUCUGCCAAAAUUGCUUCCAGGCUGGUCACUCGGCAAGAGAAUGUAAAGGCGGUGGGUCUUCUUUCUAUCCUGCCCGUUAAAGAGCAAUCAACUAUCGUGCUCAGUCAUACUUUAUUUCAAAGGACCAAAGGUCUCUAGCACAAUAAACAUCAUUAUCCUUCCCUCC